Molecule: messenger RNA, 1707 nt
Organism: Adineta steineri
Lineage: Eukaryota; Metazoa; Rotifera; Eurotatoria; Adinetida; Adinetidae
Source: the annotation of a GenBank genome assembly
AUGGCAUCGGAUGAUGAUGAAUACAAUGAUGAUACUUCAUCAGGUUUCUUUGCCGAUGAUCUGGAUCAACAUGAUUCAGAGCGUGAUUUAUAUGCUAUAUUACAUAUAAAUAAAGAUGCAGAUGUAGCAACUAUUCAACAAGCUUAUCGACGACUUACUCUUCUCUAUCAUCCUGAUAAACAUAUAGAACCUCGGAAUAAACAAUUAGCAAUGGAUCUUUUUAUACAAGUUAAAAAAGCUUAUGAUGUUUUAAAUGAUCCACAAAAACGAGCUAUUUAUGAUGUUGUUGGUAUGAAAGGUUUAAAAGCAGAAGGCUGGGAGGUUGCAAAUCGAACGAAGACAGCUCGUGAAAUUCUUGAUGAAUAUGAACGAUUAGCACGAGAACGUGAAGAAAGACGUUUUAAUCAAAUAACAAAUCCGAGUGGUUCCGUACAUAUGACAGUAAAUUUAACUGAUAUAUUUGAACAGAUGAAUUCGUCUGAUGAAAACAGUGAUUUUUCACCUGUUAUUGAAAUGACUGAAUUUACAGUUGCACAAGGUAUUGAUAUACCAUUGACAAGUCAAGAUACAGCUAAUGUGACUGCUGUUGUAUCAACACGAAAUGGACGUGGUACAAGUUCUUUAACAACAUCAUUUCGUCGUGUUCUUGCUGAUUUAUCUUGGUUUCGUGUUGAUUUAAGUUUUGGUCAACAUAAUGUAGCAGCUGUUCGUUAUUUUCGUCGUCUUACACAAAAACUCCAAGCAAGUGUUGCAGCUACAAUUGGCCUUGCUGAUAGUGGUGGUUCAGCUAUAGUAACACCUGGCUUUGUCUUUUCAAUUACUUAUCAAUUGAGUCAUUAUUUAACAAGUAGUCUUGAAUGGAAAACAGGCGUGGACUCAUUUAUGAAAGGUGGUCUUCAUUAUGAUAAUCAAACAUUAGCAGUUUCAAGUGCUAUUCAACUUGGAUUCGUUAAUUCAUAUGGUGCUAUUGAUGGUGUAUAUCGAUUUCCUAAUAUUUGUAAUUUGCGAUGUAGUCUUAAAUUAUUUAUAUUUGGACCAUGGAUAGAAUAUGGUAUAGAUCGACAAUUAACAAAAUAUACACAUGGCUCAGCAACAGUAGCAAUUAGUUCAAAAAUAGGUGUAUUAUUAAGAUUAAAAUUUGUUCGUGGUAGUCAAACAUUUACAUUUCCAUUACAAAUCUCACAAGAAAUUCUACCGAGUGCUGUAUUUUAUGCUACAGUUGCGCCAGUUCUUGGUUAUUUUAUACUUGAUCGUCUGAUUAUUCGACCAUUUACUCGAUCUGAAAAAGAACGAGAUCAAAAAAAACGUGAAGAUGAAGCACGUGAAAAACAAACUGAACGAAGACGAGAAGCAAUGAAUGCUCAAGAAGUACUUCGAUCACUUGUUGAACAGAUUAAAGAUAGAGAAGGUUCACAAGGUUUAAUUAUAAUUGAAGCACGUUAUGGUCGAUUAACAACAGCAACAACAAACGAAAAUUCAAUUCAAAUUAUUGAUGUUACUGUACCAUUACAAGCUCUUGUAAAAGAUUCAGCAUUAAGAAUUGGAACAACAGUAUCAAAAUCAAAUUUAACUGGUUUUUAUGAUCCUUGUAUAGGUGACGAAAAAUCUUUAUUUAUUAAAUAUUCACUGCGAUCACAAAUACAUACUGUUCUUUAUAAAGAUACAGAUCCUGUUAUCUUACCUAACCGAGAUCAUUUAAUACAAUAA